AUAAAAAAAAAGAAGAAAAUACAAGCAAGCCGACAUAAAAAUAAAGUAAAAUUUAUUCAUACUUCAACGAGUGCGCAUACGAAUGAAUGUGAAUGUGAAUCUGAAUGAAUAAAGAUUUGAAUAUGUGCGUAUUGACCGGUCGUAAAAGCCGUUGUAGCUAAACAAUAAAUAUGAAAAUACCGAAAAAUGCAAAUCGCCAAAAUCUGAGGGUGGCUCAAUAAAAUCAACCAUAAAGAAGAACAUUUAAACGACGACAACAACAACAACAGCAGCAGCUACAACAGACGCUGCAGCCUGAUAAGCUGCAAAGGAGCUAUCGACAACAACAACAAAUAGCAGCAAUAGGAAUAGCAUUAGCAAUAACAGCAACGACUCUGGCCGGUGGCAAUGGCCAAGCGGGAGGCAAUGCCCGCACAGCAUCUGCAGCGGCAGCGGCAGCGACGGCAACACCAACUCCAAACACACACUCAACAGCAACAGCAAACUGAAUCGAGCAAAUGCUGGCACGUGCUGCGCUGCAGAAGAUUCAGCUUCAGCUACAGCUACAACAGCAGCAGCAGCAGCAGCUCCUGGAGCUGUGGCUGCCGCAGAGUUGCCUGGCUGUUGGCUGUUGUAUGCUUGCUGACGCGGCCCGUCAUGCCGGAAGUUAUUUAUCGAGUUGAUCCUUUGGCUCUGCUGGCGGCCACCUUGCGGACAUACCAGCGCGCCGGAUGCGAUUCGGAGCAGCUGUCACUCAGCUGUCCACGCGGCACUAGCAUUUCCAUAGAGCUCGCCCAAUAUGGACGAGCGGGCGAUUUAUCCGACCACAGCUUGUGUCCGCCCGUCUCGCAAGAGGACCUCACCACGACCGGAAGCGCUGGCGAUGCUGUCAUACACAGCGGCACCGAAAUCGAAGUCAAACCGCCGGAAACGUGUACCGUAAGCGGAUUACAGUACGCCCUGCUACAAACCGUGGUGGAUGCCUGCCAAAAGAAGCGCCACUGCAAAUUUGCUGCGAACUCGAAAACCCACACAAGUGGAGAUCCCUGCUCGGGCAUACGUAAAUUCGUGGAGAUUGCCUACAAAUGCCGUCCAUACGAAUUCCGCAGCAAGUUGGCCUGCGAAAAUGACAACAUGCCAUUAAUGUGCAAUCCAUACUCCCGCAUUGCCAUCUACAGUGCGACAUUUGGUCACACGGAGCGCGAGAGUGUACAGUGCGGUGGCCAGGGGGCUGGGGCGACGACGACGAUCAACCGGGAGGACAACAGCAAGCCCACCUGCCUGGUUUCAUAUGCCACCGAGACCGUUAUGCAAAUCUGUCAUGGACGUCGCCGCUGCUCGGUCACAGCCGAUGCUGGCACCUUUGGUCGUCCGUGCAAAACCGACGUGCGCAUGUAUCUGAAGGUCGUUUAUACAUGCAUACCACGCAAGGUGCUUAAGGAUCGUUAUGAGACAGCGCCCGAGGCGGACGAACCGCAGCAAACGGACCUAGACUUGGAUCAGGACGAACUGUACGAUGAGGACCAGUUCUACAAAGAGUCAGAGGCCAUACCGCCGGCUCCCAAGUUACAGGGCGCCAAUGUGGGCCGCAGCUUUGACUUUGAUGUGCAUGGAGCAGCCGCUGAGGAUGGCAUAGUAACGAGCACGCUACUGCCGCCGCUGCUGUCACGCGAUGAUGGCGCGCUGGAAGCCAGCUGUGCGCUACUUUGUGUGUCUUGCGCUCUGGCACUUGAAGGCAGCAUAUAUGCUAUUCGCCUUGCGCCUGGCGCUUGGUGCCUGGCGCUUGGUGCCUGGCGCUUGGCUUGGCGCCUUGUGCCUUGUAACUUGUGCAUUAUCUAUAGCAAGAGAAAAUGUAACGUCGAAGCGUGUUUGUCGUCAUCGCUUCGCUUGUCUUUGAUGGAUGAGUGUGGGGAGUGUACAGAGCAAUGUACAGAGUACACCAAUUGGCAAUCUUUCGCAGCGAGACUACAGUCAUCCGUACGCUUACUAAACCGCAUAAAGGAGUCAUUCAACCAGCAAUCGUUGGCUGAAGUGGUCGCCAAUGAACACAUUAUCACAACGAGCGUUGAGCCGCGCAGCGAUGCUGCCAAUAUGGAUAAUGAGGAUAAGGCACUAGACUCCUCAAACGAGACAACGACAGCAGAGCAAGAGCCGGAGCUGCAGACAGAGCAAGCGGCAACCGAUGGGAAUUUUUUCUAUCGUCGCAAGUGCCAGAUGGUCGAUGAUUGGGGGCCCAUUGGGCUCAACUGCACUGAAGAAGACAUCGUCACCGAACGUGUCGAAGUGGUUGGUUUCUUGGCAAAUUGGCUGCACACCUAUCUGCACAUUCGAAAGCAUCAGGAGCAGUUCUAUCUGUAUCUAAUCAUAUCGGUGACAGCUGGCGUGUUAUUAUGCCUGACGCUUGUCAUUGGUCGCCUGACGCUGCAGAAACGUGGCGGACGUAAGAAGCGCAGCUCAAGUGGCAAUAGUGGCGCUGGCAAAGGCUUUGCUGAGGCGCAAAUUGACAGCACCGAGAGUGGAGGAGCUGGAGCUGGUGUUGCUGCUGGGCUGGCAACAGGUGAAACACAUUUGCCCGACUCCUUUGCUGAUGACAUCUCUGACAUUGAUGUCGACGUUGACUUAACCACCCCCGUGCCAUUAUCCAGUCUUUCAGCUCGAAAUGAGCAGACCUACAUGACAUAUGCGCCAACGCCAAACUGUAACUACAGCACACAGCAGCAGCAGCAGCAGCAACAUACACAUAUGCAACACCCACAGCAAGGCAUGGCGAUGGGCCACCCGCAUCCACAUGGCUCCUCUUCGCAAGCAACCAGCGUACUGAUGGCGCCGCCACCCAGCAACAUCUAUAGCAGCAUGGCAGGCAUGGGCGGCCAUCCAGCACAUGCACAUGCACAUCAUCCAGCAGUCAGUGGAGCCAUGACAAUUGGUCCGCAUCAUAUGCAGGGCGCCUAUAGCUUGAGUGGCGUCACACCCACUUAUAUAAGCGGCACCAUAAUGGUGCCUGGUCAUCAGCAUACACACGCGGGCACUUUGCGCCGCACACUAAUACCAACUAGCAUGGGCCUGAUGAGCUCACCCUCGCCGCCGCCGGCCACAGCGCUUGGCUUGCCGCCACAUUCGCUUGCCUCGUCAAGCGGCAGCGGCGGCGGCAAUAGCAUUUACUAUGACAGCACUGUGCCGCGCACCUUGGCACGCGGUCUAUCAACGGAGAGCAGUGCACAAUAUUUUUAUGGAUGACAUUCGCUAAACCGCAAG
Messenger RNA from Drosophila busckii, 3234 nucleotides. RefSeq lists its product as uncharacterized. The record is from RefSeq and is a predicted model, not a curated record. Gene Ontology annotation, molecular function: carbohydrate binding. Lineage: Eukaryota; Metazoa; Arthropoda; Insecta; Diptera; Drosophilidae. The transcript has 11 exons. Bases 388 to 3216 code for a protein of 942 amino acids.